Molecule: messenger RNA, 8191 nt
Organism: Triplophysa dalaica
Lineage: Eukaryota; Metazoa; Chordata; Actinopteri; Cypriniformes; Nemacheilidae
Gene: ssh1a
Product: slingshot protein phosphatase 1a
Exons: 15
Coding region: 1713-4613 (966 amino acids)
Biological process (GO): actin cytoskeleton organization; protein dephosphorylation; negative regulation of actin filament polymerization
Cellular component (GO): cytoplasm
Molecular function (GO): protein tyrosine/serine/threonine phosphatase activity; actin binding
Source: RefSeq, a predicted model, not a curated record
UUCCACAGAAUAGUCGAUUACACAUUAACUUGAAGGUUUACCAGGUUUAAAACGCAAGCGUGAAACGUGGACAAAGAUGUUUUAUCUCCUCACAAUUCUUGCCCACAUCAUAAUUACACCCUUGGUGAUGAGUGUGUUUUUGUGCAUCGUCAUUUCCAGCUGUCUGUUUCACUUUUGUGACUCAAUCCAUCAAGCCAACAGUGCCGAGCUGCCUUCAGCCAUCACAUAAAUCGCUCAGAGGGGCGGACAGAGUGAGAAAACAGCAGGGUGAGGAGAAACAAAAGAGAAAGGAUGGAAACAAAAGACUCUGUGAUUCGCUGACACCCUCGAGGACUUUGGAGAGAGGGUGAGAAAGUGGAAGAGGGGAAUGAGAGAAAAGAAGGUGAAGGAAGUAGGAGAGAAAGAAAUUGGGGGGUGGGGGCUUUGGCACAAAGCGAGUUUUGUUGUUGAUUGCUUGUCAUGUGAUGGUAGAGGGUUGCGUCGCUCCUCCGAAUGCCGAGACACUUUAAGCCCAGUCGGGAAAAUGAGGUGAUGGGUAAGCACAGUGUCAGGGCAAGAAAAAAAUGCAACCCCGAAAUGUUUGGGCUGCCUAACCCCCAAAGCAAUAAUUGGUUUAAAGGCGGGAUAACAUGCAAUGUCAUGCAUUCUGACUUGUUUACAUUGUUGAACAUGCUGGCUUCUCGUGCUUAACAUGGUCAACUUGUUUAAAAACGAGUUGGACGUAUGACGUAGUAUUUCUGUGCUUGAUACACUCCCCCAGCACUCCAACUUGUUUCAGAAAGUUAUUCCUUUUCUUGGGCAAUUCUCCCUGAAGGCGAACGAAAGGGCCCGCCCCCGCUCCAACCGAUGAGCAAGACCCGCUCACCAUCAAUAUUGUCUGCGCUUCGUCAAUAUUGGCUGCGCUGUGGGCCUGCAGGUGCAGCUCGUUACUGUUGAGAUAGGGAAGUUUAGGUGUGUCUGUUUGUUCACGACAUUUCAGUGAUAAAUGUAAUAGAAAUGGCUUAAAACGGAUAGAUGGCAAGGUCCCAAUGCUAAAAGACGCCAGAUAUGAACUGCAUGCGGACUCUUUCAUCUGUGGAAUCUUAAAGAUGUCUCGGUGGUUUUGUGUCCAAUACAGUGGAAGUCAAUGGGAUCCAGUGUUGUUUGGUUACCAGCUCCAAUUAUCCAAAGCGACUACUGUACAGUAUAUGUUUGAUUUAUAUUUUCAGGGACUCAAACCCAUGACUUUGGCGUUGCUCUCUUUCACUUUCUUCCUGUUUUUUCAGUGUUUUGAGCAUACCAUCCACACAAAUCUUGAAUGCAUACAUGCACCCAAGUUUCAUUCAGCUGUCAACAUCAGACAAAAUCACUUGUAUCAGAAUGACAAUUGUCAAGAGUGUUUUCAUGACAGCUCAUUGUGAAGAGAUCAAAAGCGUCUGUUUGUAUGUGCUGUCUGUUCAAGCACCGAGUUUCAGUGAAGACUUACUUGUGCCUUAGUGCAUCAGAAUAAUAGUGAGCCUCUGGCACUUCACUUCUCUUUAGUGUGUUUCAUAAUAUGUCAGGGUAAUUGCUACCACACCUGAGAUCUCAUAUCUACAGCACCUGUCGUGAGCAUAUGGGUCAGUUUUGGAGAUGUGGGUUGUGCAACAUGGAAAUUUCAAACCCAGAGGAUUAAAGAUGUCUGCUGUCAUAACCAUUCAAAUGGGCUGGAAGUCAGCAGUGAUGUUAAAUGCAUGAGUCUAAGCGAGAGUUUCUUCAUGGUGAAGGGGGCUGCUCUGUUUCUUCAGCAGGGAAGUUGUCCACAGGGUCCGAGAGGUCACCCGCAUCACAAGCAUGCAGGUGACUUACCUCAACAUCUGCAGGUGAUGAUCAACAUUCUUCGCUCUGAGGAUCGGAUCAAACUGGCGGUGCGGUUGGAGAGCGCCUGGUCGGAUCGUGUGCGAUACAUGGUGGUGGUCUACACCAGCGGUCGACAGGACACAGAAGAACACAUACUGCUGGGCAUGGACUUCAGCAACAAAGACAGUAAGAACUGCUCCAUUGGGAUGGUGCUGCCCCUGUGGAGUGAUACCAAGAUUCAUUUAGAUGGAGAUGGGGGCUUCAGUAUGACUACGGCGGGGCGCACGCACAUCUUCAAACCUGUGUCAGUGCAGGCCAUGUGGUCAGCACUACAGAUUCUGCACAAGGCGUGUGAGGUAUCACGCAGGUUUAACUACUUUCCCGGUGGCAUGACCCUCACGUGGAUGGGCUACUAUGAGAGCUGUAUCGGCUCCGACCAGAGCUCCAUCAACGAGUGGAAUGCCAUGCAGGACCUGGAGACAUUACGACCGGAUUCUCCCGCAGUCUUCGUAGACAAGCCGACGGAGAGAGAAAGAACCGAAUGCUUAAUCAAAACCAAACUCAGGAGCGUCAUGAUGUGCCAGGACCUGGAAAAUAUCACGUCCAAAGAGAUCCGUAAUGAGCUGGAGCAGCUGAUGAACCGUAAUCUGAAGGAGUAUAAAGAGUUCAUAGACAACGAGAUGCUGCUUAUCCUUGGCCAGAUGGACAAAGCCACUAUCAUCUUUGACCAUCUUUAUCUGGGCUCUGAAUGGAAUGCUUCCAAUCUAGAGGAACUACAGGAAACUGGGGUGGGGUAUAUCCUAAAUGUUACGCGGGAAAUCGAUAACUUCUUUCCGGGUACAUUCUGCUACCAUAACGUCCGAGUGUACGACGAUGAGGCCACAGAUUUGCUGGCACACUGGAAUGAUACCUACAACUUCAUUGUCAAAGCAAAGAAGACUCAGUCCAAAUGUUUGGUUCACUGUAAAAUGGGUGUAAGCCGGUCUGCCUCCACAGUUAUAGCCUAUGCUAUGAAAGAAUACGGCUGGUCUUUGGAGAAGGCUUAUAACUUUGUCAAACAGAAGCGCAGUAUCACUCGCCCCAACGCCAGCUUUAUGAGACAGCUGGCGGAGUAUGAGGGCAUACUGGAUGCCAGUAAACAGCGGCAUAACCGUCUCUGGCAUCCUGAUUCAGAAUGUGAUCACCCCGACUGCCAGCAGGCCGCUGCCCCAUGCUGUUCAAACGCUGAGGGCAUCACCCACAACCCCACAACUCCUGGAAUAACAGUUUGCUGUGAGCCCACAGCCCACUCGUCUCCCAUUAGCCUGGAUCUGGACCCCGCCCACCCACAAAACUUCCACUACUACUUCCGCUGUCUGUCCGACUCCGCCCUCGACAGCGAACCAUCAACGCCAAUCCAUGCACCACCUUUGGUAGAUGUGAAUCGCGUGUACAUCGAGGUUGCAGAUGUAGAGAAAGAUGCGCUUCUUGAUGAAAAUCUUCCUUUACCCCACUUUGCCGUUCCUGGGGACGGUACGGCCGCUCAGACGCGUUCCCGAGGGGCGGAGCCUCUGGAGGAACUGCGACUGCGGUUGGAGUUCAGCACGGUGCAGGAGGAGAAUGAGGAGGAGGCUCAGAAGGAGCAAGAGGAGAUGGAGUCGAAGCCGUCGGAUGAUAGAGGGAUCGAUCUGGCGAGCCUGAACCAUACGUGCAAUGAGAAUUCCAACAACAACAAUCACAGAAAACAACACAAUCUCACUGAAUGUGCCAAUCUGAAGCUGCAUACUAAGGCUAGGCCUGGUCCUGGCUCGCCAUUCAUUUCCAGGACCACCCAGAGCGCUCUGUUAGAGGUUAACAGACAAGGCCUUGCCCCUUUACCCCUCCACAGCGCGCCCAGUAUCUCCAUUCAAACGCCACCCUGUGCCAACUCUGUGACAGCCAAGUGCGGCAAGCUUGCCUCUGAUGUGUGCCUUGAUGCCAAUGCAAUGCCCUUAGGAAAUACUGACAAACCAGAAAGCAAAUCCCUUGACCAGGAUAAUGGGACAUCGCUGCAGGAGAACAAGGUGGAAGGAGAUGUAAUGCAAACAGAGACAGAUUCAAAGGGUUCUGAGAAUGAGGGAGAUGUCAAACGUAUGGAGUCUGCAUGCACAUCACAACAACAAGAAACUCUGAUGCAGUUGCAAAGGUCCGGACUGGUUCGCCGUCGCACGGAGCGCUUGGAAAAACUCUCCGGGCUUUUCCAGGAGCGUGCACGUGCCAAUGAGCAACGGGGUGCUUGUUCUAGCAAAUCUGAGGAUGCAACCAACAAUUCGAUUGAUACUGACCCAUACCACACUUGUUUCGGAACACGGACAGAUUUCUCGACCGAAGCGGCAGUGCCAUUGACGAACGAGACCUUGCUGGCCGCUCUCGGUUCGGGCGGACUGACGCCCGUCUCGUCCCCGCAUGGUUCCACGCUCACCCGCAGUUCCAGUAGCGACAGUAUCCGCAGCGUCCGGGGGAAACCAGGGCUCGUGCGUCAACGCGCGCAGGAAAUCGAGGCUCGAAUGCGUCUAGCGGGACUUACAGUACCGUCACGACUUAAGCGUUCCAACUCUCUCGCCAAACUGGGCAGCCUCACGUUCUCCUCGGAGGACUUAUGUUCGGCGUGCUCCUCCGACGUAGGAACGCUACUAAUGCUCUCGCUGUCUCCAGAGCCUGAACGCUCGGUCACCCCAGACUGGGUCAGACCUUGGCCAUCUUCCCCUCCCUCGACGUCCACCGAUAUGGACCUUUUAAACCAAGGAGAUGCGGGACCUGGGGAGUCCAGGAGCUGACUACAAACAACGGGAGAUUUUAAGUGCCGCGCUACUUUUGAGAUAGAUGUUAAUAAACGUUUGAACAUUUCAGGAAUCCACUGAAGAUCUUUAUGUGGGUAAAACAGGUUGUUUGAGUUUGGAAAUGUGUCUCAUGCAAAAAACAUUCAAUAUUUAAGGAAUCGAUAUCAAAUAUUUCAAAACAGCCUUUCUUCGCAUGGAAUCCAAAUGGACGCGUAUUGCACAUGUUUAUGCAGAAGUCAACGGUUCACAAAGCUUGACAAAGGUUUUUAUUCUUCUUGCUGUCGCUCAUCUCGCUGUUCUGGAGACAAAAUAUAGGAUCCCAAAUGCUGUAAAAGAAAGAGUCAAAAUAGACCAUUGUGUAAUGUUUCCAGCCCACCCAUUCAUCGCACUGCAAAUCACUUAUUUUGCGGCACAAAAUGAGUCACAGAUUCCUUCGGAAAUGGUCACAAAUUUAUAAAAGGGUUAUAGUUGUACUCCCGCUGAGCUUUCACUUCCUGACUAUACAGUGUAAGGAAACGCAUUCUUGAUUAGAAAAGUUCUUUAUGUGCUGAUAGACAUCAUGAAUGUGCACGAGAAACCUUGGUUCAUCCUCAUGUUUCUCUUUUAUCAUCUGUAGAACACUGAUCGUUUAGAGACAGGCUCAAUACCUCAUUCUUAUACAGUAAUGUUUGUAGGGCAGAUCAAGGCUUGAAGGAUGUGGGACAGUUUUGGCCGAUGCAGAAAACAAAACACGGUGACUGGCAGCACUUCAGUGUGUACGGUGAGGUCUGAAGGGUCAUUAAGACCACCAAGAGGAGCGUUAUUUUAAGAUUAUUCAUUUUAUUCUCAAUGAGGGUGGUAUGAAAGACAAUCAUUCAGAAGGGUUGAGAGUCAAGCACCUUGCACACGGAGAUAAAUUUAGACUUGGCAGAUUUGAGUUUUUAGGAAAAGCAUGGCUUUACUGUUGCAGUUUCUAAUAACAGAAAAAGUCAGUGAGCUUGUACUCAUUUUAUGAAAGUUGGACUUUCUUGUUUUUAGUUUCAGUAGCAGAAGAGCAGUUUGUCAUUCCAAAUUUGAUACAAAUCAGUUACUUCAUUAAUUAAAGAGAGACUGUUACAUUUUUUAGCCCUUUAUGCUUAUUCAUGUGAUGAGAGGCUUGUGAGGUAGUAGUUUAAUGGGGUGGCACAUUCCUGGAAAGCUGAAAACCAACAGAACUUUUUGUGUUUUUGAUGUUAGUCAGCUUGGUAUGUUCCGAAUCUUUGUCAUAGCAAUACUCUGUGAGUUUUCAAUAAGAAUGAAAUGAAAGGUGAAAAGACCUUAACAAGACAUUAAAUUACAACACCAUCAGACUCCCUAUAUGUGUGACACCAUAGUUCGUAAUAUUGGGAAUUUCUUAAAGGAAUAGUUCACCUAAAAAUGAAAAUGACUCGCCCUCAAGUUGUUCCAAAACUGUUUCAAUUUCUUUGUUUGGUUGAACACAUAGAAAGAUAUUUGGAAGAAUGUUAGAAACUGACAUUUCUGGGGCACCAUUGACUACCAUAGUAGAAAUAAUUAUUAAAUAAUUUAUUUGUUCUGUUCUUUGCAGAAUUUAAAACAAACAGUUCUGGGGCACCUUUGACAACCAUUUUAGUGGACCCCAACAGUGCCUCAGAAAUCUCAGUUGCUAACAUUCAUUCAAAUAUAUUUCUUUCAACAUAAAGACAUUUAAACAGAUUUGAGUAACUCAUGACAGAAUUUUCAUUUUUGGGUGAACUAUCUCUUUAAAUGUGAGCGUUUGGAUCUCUAGGUGACAAGUCCAUGUCACAAUUAACCAAAAACACAAAAGUAUUUUGUUUUAUAUACCCAUUAUUUUUAUUUUUUAUUGUAGUACAGUAUAUAUUGUAUUACAAAAAAAAUAGCGUAUUAAAAAAGGCACAAUGGUUUAUUCAACGCUUUCAAUGAGACUUGAGGCGGGCAUGUCCUUGUUAAAAAUAAUACGCAUAUUAAUAAUUCAAAUGGUCCAGGCUUUAUUUGCUUUAAGCAAAAUAUCAUUUUUCUAUUCUUAUUGAUUUUGAGGGGAAAUACGACCUGUUUACUCUGUGUGUGUCUGAAGACCACUGCCAUACCAUUGAUGUGAUCACAACCCAACAACAGUACUUGAGGUUUAUUAUGCAGUAUAGUUUUACUUACAUUUUUUUAAGAUUUUUUUUGUACACUUAUCUAUGCCAUCAUGUCAGAUUUAAGCAACUGAAAUGUGAUUUGUGUGAGUGGCGCCUUGCACAGCGGCUGCACCAUUACUGUGAACUAUUUAUGAACCCUUUCAGAAUGUGUGUGCGCACGCUUUAAGAUAUGAGCGGGCUCAUAGUACACAUGCAGUCUCCACCUUCACACAAACACACUCAGCAAUACACUGUCUGUAAAUACUGUAUGUUGGUCAUGUAACAGGGUUGCUGGAGUUAAUGGUACUUAUAUCUGAUAGUCAAUAGUUAACUUGAAACAUUUCCUCAUACUGUAGUUGCUUGCAAGUUGCAUGAUGGUUUUUGAUUGAAUGAGUAUCAUUCGUCAACACCAUUAUUAUUUUAUUUGAUCUACGGGGCUUAAACCGAUUAGGACAAAACUACUAAAAACUGUAAAAUGUACUAAGCUCUAGGCCAGAAAGCAGUUUGUGUCAUAAACUGCUACUUAUAUCCUUCUAGAAGGAAAUGCACACAGUGAGAAGUGACAAACUCCUCCCCAAAGAUUUUCCAUCGGAUGCCAUAUUGAAGUCAAAUUUGGGUCGGAGAUUAAAUGGUUUCGGUUGCCUACAUUGUCUUGAUUCAUCAACAUCAAGUGCCUUACCCAGAAGCACUAGAGGCUAAAUGCUGACAGUUAGUCAAAGUGAGAGAGUAGGAUUACUGUACAUGGGCACAUUUUAUAGCUGGUGGGUUUUUUUGACUUGCACUUCUGAAUCAUGUUGUAGAGAAAAUAUAGAUUAUUGAUGUUUGGCUGAUUUGAAGCAAAUGCCAAUUUGUGAGGGCUGUAAGAGACUGUUGGGAUUUUAUUAUGUUUAAGUGAUGACCAAAGUUGUGUGAUAUUGAUCGAUAUUAUUACAUGCCACAUGAUGUUUUAUUAGGUACAGCCAUAGAUUCAAGCAUUGUCAGCUGACUAAAAGAGAUUCUCAUGUCACGCUGGUUAUGUCAAAAAGUAUCAUUUGUGAAUAAAGAAUGCUGUUCAAUUGCAGUGGUCACGAAUUUGGAAUUCUCUCUCUCUCUCUCUCUCCUUUUCCACACUGGAUGCGACAGGCACAACACGACAAAAGUCAUUAGAAACGCAUUAGAACCCAUUAUAAUCUCAAAUACUGUCCAAACUGGAUGCGGCACGGCAAGACGCGACAAAAGAACGAGCAGGUUGUCAUGUCGCUUCGCGCCAGUUGGGUCCUGUGUUGACAUGGCGUCUCUCUCUCUCAAUUUUCCCUCAUCUUUUGUCACUGUUGUAAUUGCUUUUAAGUAUGCAGUAUAGUUUUGUCCUUUGUACUGCAGAUUUGCUGUAGUUCCAAUGCAUAUUGCACUUUGUACAUUUUGUUGAAACAAUGUACUGUAUGUGUAUAUUAUGGAAAUAAACUUUUACAUUCAAUUUUA